AUGGAGCAAACUAACGACGAAGAGGCACUCUUUCGAGUUAUUUCGGAAAACCUGAAGUAUGCUUUCAACAGCCCCAUUCCCACAACCACACAAUUUCCUACGCCUUACUCCCAGAAUCAUAUAGCUCCACAUCACUCCGAGCCCCCAUUGCAAAAUCAAAAUGAAAAUCAAUCAAUAGUUGAGAAUAGUAUCCUACAGGGCAACAGUGGCACAGGAACACUUAGUGAUAUGAACGUGCAACCUUCCUCAGUUUUACAGCUGAGUAACGAGUUCCUGCUUGCCUCUCCAGAGCAGUUCAAGGAGUUCUUGUUUGAAUCGCCUGCGAGACUGAAUCUUCUACAUAAAACACCAGCUAAGACGCCGUUACGUUUCUUUAAUAGUACAGCUGUCACAUCCUCACAGCAACAGCAAGCCCAAAUCACACCCCUAAGGAAUAUUGACAUCAAUCUUAUGUUCAAUUCAAAGAAUAAGCCACGCACUUCCUCGCCUUCCAAAAGAUAUCUGUCUUUGACGCCCUAUGGGAAAAGAGUAUUGAAUGACAUAGGGACCCCAUAUGCGAAGAUGCUUGCGUCUUCUAACAGUGCACUCGUGGAUUUCCACAAGGCAAGAAAAGAUUCAACGAAAACAACAUUCACACCGCUGAAGAACAGACAAUCCCGUUCAACCCGAAGUUUAAACUCAAACCACAACGAAGAGGGCUUUUCCAGCGAUAUUGAAGAAGCAACGGAUCGUGAUGGUGACUGCGGUUCCUCGCCGACGACUAUACAACUCAAUUCUUCAGUGACAAAAUCUACGCGGGAUAAAUUGGGCCCUAUAUCAAGUAAAGAAAGUCCGGUCUUCUCAUCCAAGUAUGCAGAGCGAGAACCUAACAUUGACGAAACUCUUUUUGAAGUGGAAAAGCUGCCGUUGUCUCCUACUCCAAAACCACAAAGUAGCGAUCUGGACGUAACGUCCAUCAAAAUUCCGGAGCUUCCCAAAAUGGGAUCUUUCAAAAGCGAGCGGUCACUUUCUGUGGCUAAUGGGACGAAAAAAGUGUCAAAGAAGCAGCCGAAGUUUCAGAUCAUAGUUACUGACGCUAAUUCAUUCAACUCAACAAAAGGCACUGUGAUGGGAGGAGAUACCAAUGGUAGGAAAAGAAAGCCGGGGCUGAAGCGGUCUCAAUCGGAGCUUACAGAAAUGCCGGCAUCAGGACGUAGCAAAAAACAAAAAAUGACUCCAAGUCUAAGGUUAGAUUUCAAUGGACGAUACCCAAGUUCACAAUAG
Messenger RNA from Lachancea fermentati, 1263 nucleotides. Lineage: Eukaryota; Fungi; Ascomycota; Saccharomycetes; Saccharomycetales; Saccharomycetaceae. The record is from the annotation of a GenBank genome assembly.